AUGCAAUCGCAAUCAAAUUCUUCAAGUUCACCUGACAGGGAUCCCGACGCACCAGAGCGUCCCCGUUUACCUUCAUUUCAAGAGAUUCAGGAACAACUACAAUCAAGUACGCUCCUCCCGUCUCCUACUCUGCCUCCUCCACUCCCGCAGUCACAAUUACCUUCCAUUUCCAUGCUCCUGCAUCACACUAGAACGGCGCCACUGCCGCCUGUACCUUACACAUCCUACCCUGUCUACAAAGCCGAGCCGGAGACUCCGCACCCGCCGCCUCCGUCUCCUCAUGAGGACUCUUCCAAAUCUGUGCCCGACAGCUCGAAGACGAAAAACAGAAGAACGCGCAAGGCAUGUGACCUCUGCAACCAGAAACGGACCAAAUGCUCGGGCGAAAUGCCCCGUUGUUCCCAAUGUAUCAGAACAAACAGCGUUUGCACGUAUCUUCGGGAAGAGAAAAAAAGAGGCAGAGCCAGCUCGAAUUAUCCAAAAAUAAUCAUUCGACGGAAACCGACUAAAAUUAAAGGUACGGAAACGAAACACGAGCAGGACAUACUGCACCACCCGUCACCACACCAAUCGCCACCCGCCCUUUCGCAGCCGUUUCGGUAUCCAAUUCUCAAUCAGGUGGCCCACGUCAUCUCUCAGCUCCAAAUCUCGCAUUUUCUUGCAGAUGACCUAAUUGAACUGUAUUUUCAAACUCCGUUUCCAGUCAUGAUCCUCAAUCCGAACCAAAUCUUGACCUCGGAUCCACAGAGAGUGCGGAAAGUCAACGAGGGGUUCAUCUUAUCUAUGCUGCUCUGCGGAGCAGCACUUUUGCAACUCUCUCCAUCGCCAUCUAUCUCUAAGGAGUCCUCGCUAGGACUCCUGGACAUGCUGUUUUUCAGAACAAACGGUUUCCUACAGCGUUCGACAAAAUUGGACCACGAUGACAUUAUCUCAUACAUAAAUCUUGUCAGAGCAUACGCGAUGGUUGGUGGCAUUCAUGAGGCCAUUCAAGUGAUCAACCAGGCCAUCAGCCUCGCUUUGAAGCUGAAAAUUAAUAUUGAGGACCCGUCGGAGUACCCGAUAUUGAUGGAAGAGAAAAGAAGAGCCUGGUACUGUCUGGUCACCAUGGAGGCAGAGCUCAAGCACGGCUCGCAUCAUCCUCUCCUCACCAGAAACAUGUCUCACCCAUUUUCCUCCGUAUAG
Messenger RNA from Ogataea angusta, 1182 nucleotides. RefSeq lists its product as uncharacterized. The transcript has a single exon. The coding region runs from base 1 to 1182 and encodes 393 amino acids. Gene Ontology annotation, cellular component: nucleus. The record is from RefSeq and is a predicted model, not a curated record. Lineage: Eukaryota; Fungi; Ascomycota; Pichiomycetes; Pichiales; Pichiaceae. Gene Ontology annotation, biological process: regulation of DNA-templated transcription. Gene Ontology annotation, molecular function: zinc ion binding; DNA-binding transcription factor activity, RNA polymerase II-specific.